Molecule: messenger RNA, 2331 nt
Organism: Penicillium maclennaniae
Lineage: Eukaryota; Fungi; Ascomycota; Eurotiomycetes; Eurotiales; Aspergillaceae
Gene: mak5
Product: ATP-dependent RNA helicase MAK5
Exons: 3
Coding region: 1-2331 (776 amino acids)
Cellular component (GO): nucleolus
Molecular function (GO): RNA helicase activity; nucleic acid binding; ATP binding
Source: RefSeq, a predicted model, not a curated record
AUGGGUCAGAAACGUGGACGCGACACAAAGGCUUUGGCCGAUGAGUCCAAGAAGCGCAAGAAGGGCGCCAAGGUUGCCACGACCUCGGACGACGAGGGCGUUGUUGGCCUGGAGGACUUAAACUGGAAGGAAGUUGCUAUGCCUGAUCGCAUGGAGGACGCAACUGGUUUCUUCGGCCUGGAGGAAAUUGACGGUGUCGAUGUCAUUCGAUCAAAUGGACAUGGACAGGUGCUUUUCAAGGCCAAGGCUGGCAAACCGAAGAAUUCAAUUGUGAAGCCACCUUCCGAGGACGAUGAUGGUGAAGAAUGGGGUGGGAUCAGCGAUACAGAGGUUGAUGAGACCGACAAAAUCGAGGAGACGCCUACACCCGCCACCGACAAGGAACAGCCAGUCGGUGUUUUGAAGAAAAGUACCAAACAGGACGACAAGAAAAAGAAGCUCAAGGAGAAAAGAGACGCCAAGAAGAAGGAAAAGAAAGAACAAAAGGCUCAAGAGACCAAGGUAAAAGAGGCCGAACCCGCACAAGAUCCUAAUCUGAAAUCCAGUCUCUCCUUCGCGACACUUCUGGAGCAGGCCGAGGAGGAUGACGGCGUCGAUGUAUCCGAAUGGGACAAGCUCAAUCUGUCGCCUGAGAUCUUGACCGGUCUAUCCAAAAUGAAGUUCUCUAUGCCGUCUGCCAUCCAGAAAGCCUCUAUUCCUGUUAUCAUGGAGGGCCAUGACGUGAUUGGGAAGGCCUCGACUGGUUCCGGUAAAACACUGGCUUUUUCCAUUCCUAUUCUCGAACACUACCUGGACAAGCACGAAAAGACGAUCGACCAAGGCGAGAAGUCCAAGAGACCCCCAUUGGCUCUUAUUUUGUCCCCAACCAGAGAGUUGGCUGUUCAAUUAUCAAAGCACAUUGGAGAAUUAGUUGCGAACUCACCAAACACCGACGCGCGCAUUGCCCUUUUGACCGGUGGUCUAUCCAUUCAGAAGCAGCAAAGGCAACUCGCUAAUGCCGAUAUCGUCGUUGGCACACCCGGCCGUGUGUGGGAGAUUUUGAGCACUGGAACAGGAUUGAUUCGUAAGAUGCAAGGCAUCCGUUUCCUCGUCAUUGAUGAAGCCGAUCGGCUGCUUAGCGAGGGUCACUUCAAAGAGGUUGAAGAGAUUCUUGGUGCUUUGGAUCGAAAAGAGCAGGGCGAUUUCCCUGAUAUGGACGAGGAGGCGGAGAAGGAAAAAGAAGAGCCCAAUGUCCGGCAAACGCUCGUUUUCUCGGCUACCUUUAACCGUGAGUUGCAGACGAAGCUCGCAGGCAAGGGACGAUGGUCAGGAGGGGAUAUGAUGGACCAGAAGCAGUCUAUGGAGUAUCUUCUCAAGAAGCUCAACUUUAGAGAGGAGAAGCCCAGGUUUAUCGAUGUCAACCAAGGAAAGCAAAUGGCCGAGGGCCUCAAGGAGGGGAUUGUGGAAUGUCCUGCUAUGGAAAAGGAUCUCUAUCUCUACUCGCUGCUUCUGUAUCACCCGAAGCACCGCACUCUUGUCUUCACCAACUCAAUUGCCGCCGUGCGGCGCAUUACACAGCUGCUACAAACCCUCCAACUCCCGGCACUUGGUCUCCACUCCUCUAUGGCUCAGAAGGCCCGACUCCGCUCAGUCGAGCGCUUCUCAUCACCUGUCGCGGACCCGAGCUCGAUCCUAGUUGCCACGGAUGUUGCAGCCCGUGGUCUUGAUAUCAAGGGAAUCGAUUUCGUCAUCCACUACCAUGCGCCUCGCGCCGCAGACGCCUACGUUCACCGAUCCGGUCGUACUGCCCGUGCCGGUGCUUCGGGCAAGAGUGUCAUUAUUUGUUCCCCCGAUGAGGUCGUCAGUGUCGCCCGUCUAGCCGCCAAGAUCCACGCCAAGCGAAACAAGGACGAUGGUCCACAAAAGAGACUACCUCUCGAGUCUCUUGAGAUCGACCGUCGGGUCAUUUCCCGUGUCCGUACACGUAUCAAUCUUGCUCAGAAGAUCACCGAUGCCAACAUCGCCAAGGAGAAGGUCUCAUCAGAGGACAACUGGCUCCGUGCUGCGGCUGAGGAUCUUGGUGUUGAGUACGAUAGCGACAAUUUCGAUGAGUCUGAGGGCAAGGGCCGUGGCCGCGGUGGUGGUCGACAAAGGCGAGACAGGCAGAAUAGCGAGAUCACCAAAGGUGAGCUCGCCGGUCUACGCGCCGAGCUGAAAAGCCAACUUGCCGAGCGGGUGAACAUUGGUGUCAGCGAGAAGUAUCUCACUGCCGGAAGAAUCGAUAUCGAGGCUCUGCUUCGUGGCGAGGGUAACAACGCCUUCUUGGGUAAUCUCGACCCCUUGGGCUUCUAA